AUCUGUGUGGCGCGGCUCGGCUCGGCUCGGCUCGGCUGCUGCGUCGCCUGUCCUAGCCCAGCCCAAGCCCCUGCCUGGUCAUGCGGCGCCCGCCCGCCGCCCCGCUCUCGCUAGCGCUGCUGCUGCUGCUGCUCGGCCCCGCGCAGGUAAUUUCACAAUCAUGUGUUUGGUAUGGGGAGUGUGGAAUAGCUUCUGAAGAUAAAAGAUAUAAUUGUGCAUAUGAAGGACCACCAAUACCAUUACCGAAGGAUGGGUAUGACUUAGUGAAUGAGCUCUGUCCAGGUUUAUACUUUGGUAAUGUUAGCAUUUGUUGCAAUGUUCAGCAGCUUCAGACUUUGAAAAACAACUUGCAGCUGCCUCUGCAGUUUCUUUCCAGAUGCCCAUCAUGCUUUCAUAACUUAAUUAGCCUCUUCUGUGAGUUGACAUGCAGUCCAAAUCAGUCUGAGUUUUUGAAUGUUACACAAACGGAACCUUACUAUGAUCCAGUUACGUCAAAGAACAAAACUAGUAUCACAGAGCUGCAAUAUUACAUUGGAGAGCGUUUUGCUAAUGCCAUGUAUAAUGCUUGCAAAGAUGUGGAAGCUCCAUCAAGUAAUGUCAAGGCUUUGGGGUUGCUAUGUGGGAAGGAUGCUAAAGACUGCAAUGCUACCAAUUGGAUUCAGUAUAUGUUUAGUAAGGAUAACGGACAGGCUCCUUUUAAUAUCAUUCCUAUUUUUUCAGAUAUUCCUAUCCAAAAAAAGAUUCCUAUGAACAAUGCUACCAAAGGCUGUAAUGAAUCUGCAGAUGAUGAUACGAGCCCGUGCAGCUGUCAAGACUGUUCUCUUGUUUGUGGUCCAAAGCCCAAACCCCCUCCACCCCCUGCACCUUGGCUUUUGUUUGGUUUGGAUGCUGUGUAUGUCAUCAUGUGGAUUUCCUACAUGGGAUUUUUACUUGUGUUUUUUGCAGUCGUUUUUGGAGUUUGGUGUUACAGGAAAAGGCAUUUUGUCUCCGAGUACACACCAAUUGACAGCAACAUAGCCUUUUCUGUUAAUUCACGUCGUGAUAAUGGUGAGGCUUCUUGUGGUGAAAGAUUUGGUGCGUGGUUUGAAAACGGCUUGAGGCUCACAUUCACAUCGUGGGGGGCUUUCUGUGUUCGAAAUCCACGGCCUGUUGUUCUCUUCUCCCUGGUCUUUGUAGUCAUGUGCUGUUCAGGCCUUGCAUAUAUCAAGAUAACUACAAAUCCUGUAGACCUCUGGUCAUCCCCAAGCAGCCAGGCUCGCAAAGAGAAAGAGUACUUUGAUACUCACUUUGGGCCUUUCUUCCGUACUGAGCAACUUAUUAUCCAAGCCCCAAACAGCAAGCAAGAAAUCUACUCGCCAUACCCAUCAGGAGCUGAUGAGACAUUUGGGCCUCCGCUUACCAAAGAGAUUUUGCAUCAGGUUCUAGAUUUGCAAGAUGCUAUUGAAAAUAUAACUGCCUCUUAUGACAAUGAGACUGUAAUGUUGAAGGACAUCUGCUUGGCCCCUCUUGCUCCCUACAACAAGAACUGCACUAUCUUGAGCGUGCUCAAUUAUUUUCAGAACAGUCACUCUGUUCUAGACCAUGUCGCUGGGGAUGAGUUCUUUGUGUAUGCUGAUUAUCACACUCACUUCUUGUACUGUGUCAGGGCACCAGCAUCUUUGAAUGAUACAAGCCAGCUUCAUGAUCCCUGCUUGGGAACAUUUGGUGGACCUGUUUUUCCAUGGCUAGUGUUGGGAGGAUAUGAUGGAGAUAACUAUAAUAAUGCUACAGCCCUUGUUAUUACCUUUCCUGUCAACAAUUACUACAAUGACACACAAAAACUGAUGAAGGCCCUGGCCUGGGAAAAGGAGUUUAUUAAUUUUGUGAGAAAUUACCAGAACCCAAACUUAACCAUUUCAUUCUCUGCUGAACGGAGCAUUGAAGAUGAGAUAAAUCGUGAAAGUGACAGUGAUAUCUGUACUGUUGUGAUUAGCUAUGCUGUAAUGUUUCUGUACAUUUCUAUAGCUUUGGGACACAUCAGAAGCUGCAGAAGAUUUUUGGUAGAUUCAAAAAUCUCUCUGGGCAUUGCAGGAAUCCUGAUUGUACUGAGUUCAGUAGCAUGUUCUCUGGGUAUCUUCAGUUACUUUGGAGUCCCACUAACACUGAUUGUUAUUGAAGUAAUUCCUUUCUUGGUGCUGGCUGUUGGGGUAGACAACAUCUUCAUCAUAGUUCAGACAUUUCAGAGAGAUGAGCGUCUCCAAGGUGAAACCCUGGAUAAGCAGAUUGGUAGAAUCCUGGGCAAUGUGGCUCCUAGUAUAUUUCUCUCUUCUUUUUCGGAGACAGUUGCAUUUUUCUUAGGAACUUUGUCUACUAUGCCAGCUGUCCGCACUUUCUCCCUCUUUGCUGGAAUGGCUGUGUUCAUAGAUUUUCUUCUCCAAAUCACAUGCUUUGUAAGUCUCCUGGGUUUGGAUGUUAAACGUCAAGAGAGAAAUCGAUUGGAUAUUCUGUGUUGUAUCAAAGGAGAUGAUGACAUGAGUAGGGUUCAGCAUUCUGAAAGCAUCUUGUUUAUGUUCUUUAGAACGGUAUAUUCUCCAUAUCUGCUUAAGGACUGGAUGCGACCAAUUGUGAUAUCCUUGUUUGUGGGUAUUCUGUCAUUCAGUCUAGCAGUUGUCCACAAAAUAGAGAUUGGUUUGGAUCAGACUCUUUCAAUGCCAGAUGACUCCUAUGUAAUAGAUUAUUUCAACCAUCUGAGCAAAUACCUGCAUGCAGGUCCUCCCGUGUAUUUUGUGCUAGAAGAAGGACAUAACUAUAGCUCUUUAGAAGGACAGAAUAUGGUGUGUGGUGGAAUGGGAUGUAAUAACAAUUCACUUGUUCAACAAAUCUUUACUUCAGCAGAGAUUGACAGCUACACAAGAAUAGGUUAUGCUCCCUCCUCCUGGCUUGACGAUUAUUUUGACUGGAUUAAGCCACAGUCGUCUUGCUGCAGACUCUACAACACUUCUGGCCAGUUUUGCAAUGCUUCAGUUGUUGAUCCAUCUUGUGUUCGUUGUCGUUCACUGACUCCAGAGGGCAAGCAGAGGCCACAGGGUGAAGACUUCAUGAAAUUUCUGCCAAUGUUUCUGUCUGAUAAUCCUAAUCCUAAAUGUGGCAAAGGAGGACAUGCUGCAUAUAGUUCUGCUGUCAACCUUAUAAACAAUAAUUCUGAGGUUGGAGCUACCUAUUUUAUGACUUACCACACUGUGCUAAAAACUUCAGCCGACUUCAUUGAUGCCACAAAGAAAGCACGGAUUAUAGCAAAUAACAUUACUGAAACCAUGGGUAUCAAAGAAAAGAAUUACCGUGUGUUCCCUUACAGUGUGUUUUAUGUCUUCUAUGAGCAAUAUCUGACAAUUGUGGAUGACACUAUAUUUAACCUCAGCGUGUCCUUGGCAUCAAUAUUCUCGGUGACAACUGUGCUGCUUGGCUUUGAAGUAUGGGCUGCUGUAGUGGUAUCCAUUACUAUUGCUAUGAUAAUAGCCAAUAUGUUUGGAGUGAUGUGGCUUUGGGGCAUCAGCUUGAAUGCUGUUUCACUUGUCAACCUUGUCAUGAGCUGUGGUAUUGCUGUGGAGUUCUGCAGUCAUGUGACGAGAGCAUUCACCGUCAGUACAAAGAGUAGCAGAGUAGAGCGUGCUGAAGAAGCCCUGUCCCACAUGGGCAGUUCUGUUUUCAGUGGUAUCACUCUGACAAAAUUUGGAGGAAUUGUUGUAUUGGCUUUCUCAAAAUCCCAGAUUUUUCAGAUAUUCUACUUCAGGAUGUAUUUAGCCAUGGUGUUGCUUGGAGCAAGCCAUGGAUUAAUAUUUCUUCCUGUUCUGCUUAGUUACAUAGGCCCACCUGCAAAUAAAGCUAAAACUCAGGCUGCACAAGAAAGAUACAAAGGUACAGAACGAGAGAGACUCCUCUACUUCUAGUCUUUUUAACAAAGUGUUCAGUGGAUGUUCUGAACUGUGGCUUAAGACUGAAUUGCAGCAAUAUUUCUAUGACUACCACACUGAUGUAAUCACCACUAGUUUGACUUGUGCACCAAUCCAAGUACAGGACAUACAGCUUUUAAACUCAGGAAAUGCUACAUGUGGCUCAUGUAACAGUAUUACUAGAACUAGAUACAUUAACAGGAUCCUAAAACACUAUUUUUAAGAGGUUUCUUUUUCUUUAAGAACUGUAAGCCAGCUAUAUCACAAGUUGAAUAGCUUUUUCCACGUUGGUGAUGUGUGUAUGAGAAUGGACUGCCAAACCACUGACACAACUUUUAAAUGCAAGUCAAUGCAAUUUUUGGCUCAAUUUUUAAGGGGGAAAAGCCAUCACUCAAGAGGUUGUAAUAUUUUAGUAACAUUUGCCAAAACAUUGUGUAUAUACUUUAUUAUAAAAUAGCAAUUUUGUAGUUCAAAAUACAACACAAAUGCAAUAAAUUAAAUUUAUACAUUUCAAA
Messenger RNA from Alligator mississippiensis (American alligator), 4444 nucleotides. RefSeq names its product NPC intracellular cholesterol transporter 1 (gene NPC1). Gene Ontology annotation, molecular function: lipid carrier activity. NCBI's taxonomy places the organism in Eukaryota, Metazoa, Chordata, Crocodylia, Alligatoridae. The transcript is spliced from 25 exons. Bases 81 to 3926 code for a protein of 1281 amino acids. Gene Ontology annotation, cellular component: membrane. The record is from RefSeq and is a predicted model, not a curated record.